This is a messenger RNA of Nicotiana attenuata, 546 nucleotides long. RefSeq lists its product as uncharacterized. The record is from RefSeq and is a predicted model, not a curated record. Lineage: Eukaryota; Viridiplantae; Streptophyta; Magnoliopsida; Solanales; Solanaceae. The transcript has a single exon. Bases 1 to 546 code for a protein of 181 amino acids.
AUGGCGGUCACAGAUCAUGUUGAUGAAGCAACCACCACCACAGCAACAACAACGAUGCAGACGACAAUUGACGCUGGGAGUCCAUUUUAUAUACAUCCUUCCGAUAGUCCAGGAUCUAGUCUAGUUCCGGUGCCUUUUGAUGGAAUUGGAUACCGCUCCUGGAGGAGGAGUGUACUCAGAGCCCUCUCUGUGAAGAAUAAGCUAGGGUUCAUUACUGGAGAUACUCAAAAACCUCUUGUGACUUCUCCACUCUUUCGCCAAUGGGAAAGAUGUGAUGAUAUGGUCACCUCGUGGAUUCUGAAUUCUCUAUCGAGAGAUAUAGCUGACAGUGUUGAGUAUGUGAAUGAUUCCGUCGAAUUGUGGAAAGAGCUUCAGGAUCGAUAUGAUCAGACGAAUGGGGCCAAAUUGUACCAAAUUCAGAAGGAAAUCAACGAUUUGAGCCAGGGAGUACUUGAUAUUACUGGAUAUUACACGAAGAUGAAGAAACUCUGGGAGGAAUUGAAUACUCUCAGUGUUAAGGCUCAUUGUAGCUGCAUAUGCACCUGA